Messenger RNA from Prunus armeniaca (apricot), 645 nucleotides. NCBI's taxonomy places the organism in Eukaryota, Viridiplantae, Streptophyta, Magnoliopsida, Rosales, Rosaceae. The record is from the annotation of a GenBank genome assembly.
AUGGAGCUGAACGAGAUCGAGGAGCUGCCGAAGAAGCUCCUUCGAGAGGAGGCGGGUCGCGCCUUCCGUCUUCAGGCAUCGGCUUCGAUGGAUAUGUGGCUUUGCAUGAAGCGGGCCAUCAACGCGGCUGAGAAGGCGAAGAAGGCCUAUGACGACGGCAGGGCCAGGGUUGCCGAGGCUGGCAAGGCUAUCCAGGACCAUGCGAACCUGGCGAAGGAUUUGCAAGCUGCCGAACGGCAGGUCAGGGUAUAUGAGUCCAAGUUCGCAGAUCUGUCGUCUGCCCUGGAGUCGGCACAGCUGUCGGCCAAAAGAGGCUCUGGAGGCAAAGGAGGCCGUCGAGGUGGCUCUGGAGGAGUCGGAGCGGGCCAAAGCGUCGGGAAAUUGAGGCUGCCGUCCAGGAGGCCAUUCGGAAGAGGUGGGCUCGGAGAUGGUGGAUCUCAUCUACCGAUUCAAGCCGUACAAUCCUGGGACGAAGCUCAACUUGAACUUCAUUGCCGAUCCUCCUCCCCUUCCCGAAGGCGUCACAGAAGAAUGAUCGAAGAGUACGAGGGAGAGACGCUCCGGAGGAACCCGAAGCUGCUGGUGCCGAAGGGGCGGAUGCCGAGGGCCCUUCAUCCUGAUCCAUCUUUACUCAAUGCAAUUUGA